Messenger RNA from Haliotis rufescens (red abalone), 1122 nucleotides. RefSeq lists its product as uncharacterized. Lineage: Eukaryota; Metazoa; Mollusca; Gastropoda; Lepetellida; Haliotidae. Bases 1 to 1122 code for a protein of 373 amino acids. Gene Ontology annotation, molecular function: nucleic acid binding. The record is from RefSeq and is a predicted model, not a curated record. Gene Ontology annotation, biological process: DNA integration. The transcript is spliced from 3 exons.
AUGGGAACAGAAAUCAGCUUUGAGAGAUUGCAUGUAGAUAUCCUUGGCUCUCUCCCCAAGACUCAACGAGGAAACAAGUACGUUCUGCUGGCCAUAGAUUCCUUCAGCAAAUGGACAGAAGCCUUUCCCAUGAAGACACAGGAAGCCAGUGAAGUUGCUUACCUACUCUUCAAUGAAGUCUUUACCAGGUAUGGCGCCCAAAGAACACUUCUCACCGACAAUGGUAGACAAUUUACAUCCAAACUUGUCAACACCCUCUGCGAACUCAUGGAUGUUAAGCAUUAUACCACAUCACCUUACCAUCCUGAAUCCAUCGGAGAGUGUGAGAGACGCAAUAGCACCAUUACCCAGAACAUCAUUGAUAACCUCAAGGUUGCCCAGGAAAUUGCCAGGGAAAACAUUGCCAUAUUUCAAAAGAAGUCCAAAGCCCAUCACGACCAGAAAGUAGCUCUUCCCAAGUUCCAAGUUGGAGAUACUGUCUUGAUGAACAACCAAAAAGUUAAGAAGGGAUGCAGCCUAAAGCUCACCAGGAAAUGGACUGGUCCUUGGUAUAUCUCCAACAUUGGCCUCAACCACACCUACAAGGUACGUGACCGUCAGACGCAAAAAGAAUACAAAUCCUAUGUUCAUGCAAAUCGUCUGAAGCCAUACACUCUCAGGCCCAACAUGGAAAACCAUCCUGAUUUUCAUGGCACUACAGCAGAUGAUGUCACAAACCAGAUAACCCAAAGGCAGGCCAAUGAUCAUCACAUCCUCAAUCAAGCAGACCCGGACCCUGAGCCCCAGAAUGCUCCUUCGGACCCUUCUGGUCAACCCCACACAACACCCUCCUCUCAUCAAGCAGACCCGGACCCUGAGCCCCGGAAUGCUCCUCCGGACCCUUCUGCUCAACCCCACACAACACCCUCCCCUCAUCAAGCAGACCCAGACCCUGAGCCCCAGAAUGCUCCUCUGGACCCUUCUGCACACCCACGUUCAUUGGUCAGCCCCAACCCUGCACAUCUGGACCAUGAGCACCCAAAAGCUCCACCAGAAACAUCUGCAAACCCAGGUCCACAGGAUAAAGAUCUAGUUAAUCAGCAUCAAAACCCUGACUGGGAGCCGCCUGCAGCUGAUGCAUAG